UCAUCCGGCCGCUGCGUCGCUGCUGCUGAAGGGGAUCAGACCUGAACCCGAGCUGACAGCCUCUCCACGGGGGUUGAAAUGUGCUGAAGGAACAUUAAGCUGUCUUGCGGAAGGAAGAGCAGUCUCUGUCACAUUCACGAGCAGAAUAAUUUCCCAGUAGACCUUCCAGACCAGUGACUGUCGCCAUGUUGUCCAGGCUGAGGACAACCUGUUCCCUGAGACCUUGCGUCUCCGUCUGCAGAUGGGCACACACCAAAGAAAAGGGCAAGCCCCUCAUGCUCAACCCUCGCACCAACAAGGGUAUGGCCUUCACCCUUAAGGAGCGACAGAUAUUAGGAAUACAUGGUCUGUUGCCCCCCAAAGUGGAGACUCAGGACAAUCAGGCGAUGCGCUUUCAGAAAAAUCUUAAGAAGAUGACUGAUCCCCUACAGAAGUACAUCUACCUGAUGGGUAUCCAGGAAAGGAAUGAGAGGCUUUUCUAUCGGGUGCUGAUGGAAGACAUAGAUGAGUUAAUGCCAAUAGUCUACACUCCAACCGUAGGCCUGGCCUGCACGCAGUAUGGACACAUAUUCAGAAGACCCAAAGGCUUGUUCAUCUCUAUUCAGGACAGAGGACACGUACGCUCCGUCCUGGACAACUGGCCAGAGACAAAUGUAUCAGCAGUAGUAGUGACUGACGGAGAGCGUAUCUUAGGCUUGGGGGACCUGGGUGUUUAUGGAAUGGGUAUACCUGUGGGAAAGCUUUGCCUGUACACUGCCUGUGCUGGCAUUAGACCAGAGAAAUGUCUACCCGUGGUCAUAGAUGUUGGCACAAACAAUGAGACUCUCCUCAGAGAUCCAUUUUACAUGGGUCUGUAUCAGAAGCGAGACCGCUCUCAAGCCUAUGACGAUCUGAUUGAUGAGUUCAUGGAGGCUGUGGUGGAUAAAUAUGGCCAGGACACACUGAUCCAGUUUGAGGACUUUGGGAACCACAAUGCAUUCCGCUUAAUCAGGAAGUACAGGGAGAAAUACUGUACUUUCAACGAUGAUAUCCAAGGCACUGCAGCUGUAGCGCUCGCUGGUCUGUUAGCAGCUCGGAGAGCCAUUGGCAAACCCAUCACUGAACACCGCAUGCUGUUUCUGGGAGCGGGAGAGGCUGCCCUUGGUAUUGCUAAUCUGAUUGUAAUGGCCAUGAUGGAAGAGGGGCUGACCCAAGCGGAGGCAAGAGAAAAGAUCUGGAUGUUUGAUGCCCAUGGUUUACUCGUGAAGGGCAGACCACAGACACCAGACGUUAACCAGGAGGCAUUCCUCCAUGACAGUCCAGGGGAUGUACGGAGUUUCCUAGAUGCUGUCAACACUAUAAAACCCACAGCCAUCGUUGGUGUGGCAGGAGCUGGACGUCUGUUUACUCAGGAUGUCCUCAAGGCCAUGGGAACUCUAAACGAACGACCAAUCAUCUUUGCCCUGAGUAACCCGACUAAUAAAGCAGAAUGCACAGCAGAGGAAGCCUACACACUAACUGAUGGCCGGUGUCUUUUUGCAAGUGGGAGUCCAUUUGGUCCAGUUACUCUGAGCGAUGGCCGGGUCUUUACCCCAGGACAAGGAAACAAUGCCUACAUCUUUCCAGGUGUGGCCUUGGCUGUGAUCCUGAGUGGAGUUAGACACAUCAGUGAUACAGUAUUCUUAGAGGCUGCUAAGACUCUUGCUGAGCAGCUGACGGAUAAAGAGUUAGAAGAGGGCCGACUCUAUCCUCCCCUCUCAAACAUCAGAGAGGUUUCUGUCCAGAUGGCCAUCAAGGUGGUAGAGUACGUCUAUGCCAAAGGUAUGGCGUUCCGCUACCCUGAGCCUAUGGACAAAAACGCCUUCGUACGUGCCACCGCGUGGGACACAAGCUACGACUCCUUCCUGCCAGACACCUAUGACUGGCCAGGUGUCAGCUUCAGCCCCAAGACUGACUAAGAAGUAGAACAGACCCUCACCGUGACCUGUGUUGAAAUUACCCUCCUCCUAGUUUGUUUUUUUCCACCUUAAUUUUGAUCACUUUAAGAUUUGUUACCUCAGUGUAAAUGUGCCUAUACUAAAGUUCUGCAGGGGGCUUUUUUCAUGCUUCUGUGCCAGUGCAUUUUCACUGAUGAGUUCAUGAUUUGAUCUGAAAAUUAGAGUGGAAAGAAACACUUGGAAGAGGAGACUAUCUGUGUGGAAGAGCUGCUCUCUUGUGCAGACACAGAGGGCCACCUGGUGGUGAAGAUGGGCAAUGUGGUAAUCUGGUUUCAGUGGAAAGGUUAUGGUACUGUACUUUUCAUAUAUAUUCUAUCCUGCUUAACCCCCAUAGCUUAAAUUGCAAAUUUGAUGGUUCUGCAUUAUAAAACAAACUGAGAAAAUUAUCCCACUGCUAUAUAUAUAUAUAUAUAUAUAUAUAUAUAUAUAUAUAUAUAUAUAUAUAUAUA
Messenger RNA from Cololabis saira (Pacific saury), 2425 nucleotides. It is a transcript of the gene me2, whose product is annotated as malic enzyme 2, NAD(+)-dependent, mitochondrial. Gene Ontology annotation, biological process: pyruvate metabolic process; malate metabolic process. The coding region runs from base 186 to 1937 and encodes 583 amino acids. The record is from RefSeq and is a predicted model, not a curated record. Gene Ontology annotation, cellular component: mitochondrion. NCBI's taxonomy places the organism in Eukaryota, Metazoa, Chordata, Actinopteri, Beloniformes, Belonidae. The transcript is spliced from 15 exons. Gene Ontology annotation, molecular function: NAD binding; malate dehydrogenase (decarboxylating) (NADP+) activity; malate dehydrogenase (decarboxylating) (NAD+) activity.